This is a messenger RNA of Rhea pennata, 5048 nucleotides long. RefSeq names its product phosphatidylinositol glycan anchor biosynthesis class G (EMM blood group) (gene PIGG). Gene Ontology annotation, cellular component: endoplasmic reticulum membrane. Bases 17 to 2986 code for a protein of 989 amino acids. The transcript is spliced from 13 exons. The record is from RefSeq and is a predicted model, not a curated record. Gene Ontology annotation, biological process: GPI anchor biosynthetic process. NCBI's taxonomy places the organism in Eukaryota, Metazoa, Chordata, Aves, Rheiformes, Rheidae.
GCCGGGGCGCGGGGGGAUGCGGCUGCGAUCGGGGGUCUUCGCCUCCUCCUGCCUCCUCGUGGAGGUCCUGGGGGUGGCCCUAUUCCUCCGCGGCUUCUUCCCGCUGCCCGUCAGGUCCCUGCCCCGCAGUGAGGCCCGCCGGGACCCACCCGCCGAACCGGCGCCGCCCGGCUCAGGAAUGGUUUCUAACUGGACCAAAAUUCCACCACCACUUUUCAAAAAAGUUGUCAUUGUGCUGAUAGAUGCUUUGAGAGAUGACUUUGUGUUUGGAUCCAAAGGUAAACAAUUUAUGCCCUAUACUACACAAGUUAUUGAAAAAGGGACAUCCUACAGCUUCAUUGCUGAAGCGAAGCCACCCACUGUGACUAUGCCUCGAAUUAAGGCUUUGAUGACUGGUAGCAUACCUGGUUUCAUCGAUGUUGUUGUGAACCUCAAUUCUCCCGCUCUUUUGGAUGACAAUCUGAUAUGGCAGGCAAAAACAGCUGGGAAAAGAAUAAUAUUUUACGGUGAUGAUACUUGGGUUAAAUUGUUUCCAAAGCAUUUUGUGGAAUAUGAUGGAACAACAUCUUUUUUUGUGUCAGAUUUUACAGAGGUUGAUGAUAAUGUUACCAGGCACUUGGACAGAGUGUUAAAGAGAGAAGACUGGGAUAUCCUAAUACUACAUUACCUAGGACUGGACCAUAUUGGUCAUAUGACUGGACCAAACAGCCAGUUAGUGGGACCAAAGCUUCAUGAAAUGGAUAAUAUCCUCAAGAAGAUUCAUAUCUCUCUUCUUUCAAAGGAAGGGGAGGCUUCUCUGCCCAACUUGCUAGUCGUUUGUGGGGAUCAUGGGAUGUCUGAAACAGGUAGUCACGGUGGUUCUUCAGAAGGAGAAGUGCACACACCACUGCUAUUUAUCAGCUCUGCUUUUGAAAAGAGAAGUGGUCCUCUAAUCCAACCCAAAGUUGUACAGCAGAUUGAUUUAGCUAGCACGCUAGCAGUUGGUCUUGGUCUGCCAAUUUCAAGAAACAGUGUUGGGAACCUUAUACUGCCAGUUGUGGGAGGCAAGACAAUGAGAGAACAACUACGCUUCUUGCACUUAAAUGGGUUCCAACUUAGCAGACUACUGCAAGAGAAUACACCUGCAUAUGAAAAAGAUCCUGGAUAUGAGCAUUUUAAGAUAGCAGAAAAGUCCCAUGGUAACUGGAUAAAACUGUACUUAGAAGGAAAUAAUUCAGAAAUACUCUUAAAUCUUGGCAAAAAAGUCCUGAAGCAAUAUUUGGAGGCCUUGAAGACUCUGAGUUCUUCCCUAAGCAAGCAAGUGGCACAAUAUGACAUGUAUUCGAUGAUGGUGGGGACUGUGAUUGUUCUGGAGGUUCUGUUUCUGCUUUUGCUCAGCACUUCAAAAGCUCUGAGCAGCCGGGCAGAAUUUGAAGUGCCUCUCUUCCCACCACUGUUCUCUCUGCUGUUUUACUUGAUGUGUCUGAUGCUCUGUGCGGUUCACGUCAUUGUAUGCACAUCAGCAGAAAGUUCAUGCUAUUUCUGCAGUUUGUCCUGGUUAACGGCAGUUGGGGUGAUGGUGCUGAUUUCUGCACUGAUGUGUGUAAUUUUAUCUGCCAUUGGAAAAAUCUUUGAGAGUUCCAGACUUCCAGUGAAGAAUCCAGUUGUGUCUAAUUCCAGCUGGUCAGAAGUAGAUAUACUGAUUCUGGCAGGAACAGUUGGUCAUGUCUUGAGUUUGGGUGCAAGCAGCUUUAUAGAAGAGGAACAUCAAACCUGGUAUUUUCUCAUCAAUACCCUUUGUUUGGCACUGUGUCAGGAACUUUGUAGAAAUCAUUUUCUUCUGAAGGAAGGUGACUCUCAGCAUAGCAGCACUAUAAAACAGAAUUUUGACAAUGUCAAGGAAGCCUGUGAGUACAAGAAUAUUGAUAUACCAGCAGCAGAUGAUUCAAAAUUGGGAAAGGUCACUUCUUCAGCUGAAUUCAUAAAAGGAUCUGAUAAGUGGAUAAGCUUAGCAAGUCCGUGGAUCAUCCUUAUUUGUUGUCGUUUACUUCGGUCCCUGAAUCAGACAGGGGUCCAGUGGGCUCAUCGGCCAGACUUUGGACACUGGUUGACAAGCUCUGAACAUAAAUCUGAACUCUCCUUUUUGGCUGCAGUCUCCCUUGUUAUGAUCUUCAUUCUGGUUCAGAGAAAAUGUUCUCUAGUUUCAAAAAUUGCUAUGGCACUUGGGCUCCUGGGAGUCUACAGUUACCGGGCAGCCAUUGGAAACAUCGUAUUUCCAUGGCAACAUGACAGCAAAGAUAUUUCAAAGGGGAUUACUGAGGCUCGUUUUGUUUAUGUCUUUGUCCUUGGCAUAGUCUUCACUGGCACUAAAGAUUUACUAAAGUCACAGGUUAUUUCUGCAGACUCCAGUGUGAAGAGUAUAGGAUUAUGGGAAGUAUAUAGUGGAUUGGUUCUGCUAGCAGCCCUUGUAUUUAGACCUCAUAAUUUGCCAGUCUUAGUGUUUUGUUUGCUGAUUCAGACAAUGACGACGAAAUAUAUUUGGAGACCUCUGAAAUUUGAUGCAGCACAGAUUACUAUCAUCCACUACUGGUUUGGUCAAGCUUUCUUCUUUUUUCAGGGAAAUUCAAAUGGCAUUGCUACUGUGGAUGUUUCAGCAGGUUUUGUGGGACUAGAUAGCUAUGUGGAGAUACCAGCAAUCUUCCUGACAGCGUUUGCAACAUAUGCGGGACCUUUGCUCUGGGCCAUUCAUCUGCUGUGCUACUUAAGUUCUGAAGUUAGCAGGAAUUCAGCAGCAAUGGGUCACGGCUGUUUCUGCUAUGCACUGAUACGUUCUAUUCCAGUUGCCAUCUACAUCAUUUUGGUAACAAGCCUGCGUUACCACCUGUUCAUAUGGAGUGUCUUCUCGCCAAAACUACUGUAUGAGGGGAUGCAUGUGUUCAUCACAGCUGCUAUCUGCUUGUUCUUCACAGCCAUGGAUCAGAACCAGUCUCAGAAAGUGCAAGACUGAAAAUAAAUGUACUCUACGCAGUCUACGUCAUGAUGUCCAGUGUGUCACUGGAAUGGAAAAAAGAAAAUAAUGGUUUAAAACUGUUGUGUAUAGCUUGAAGAGUGACCUUGUUUAUUUUAGGCAAUAUUACAUAGGGUUUGAUGGGUUUAUAUGUGUUAACUGAUUUUCAUUAAUAACUUUUGUUUCAUAGUAGUCAUUACAGCAUUCACUGAAUAACUGAGUCACAAUAUUACGUGACAAUGAAUUUCAUAGUAUACCAAAUACAAAAUUGAUUCUAUUAUAUGUUACAUAGAGAGAUGUCAAGUACUGAUUUUUUUUUAAUGAAUAAAGAUUUCUUUGGAUUAAGAUGAGAAGUCUUGAACUUCAAAGAAAAAUACUAUUCUAGGAAAAGAGAUGAACACUAUGCUUCUCACAUUCAGCCAUUCUUGAAUACUGGCUUUUUCAUAUCUGCUUUUACUGUUUGAUUUUUCCUUACUUAGAAAACAAAAAACCAGAAGUUCAUUAAAUACAUUAAAUGCAAUCCCUCCAAAACAGUUCAGAAACAGAAGGAAUGGCUUUUGCAGUAUCCUUUUGUAAAGUUUCAUCAGUAAAAUUAGUUGUAUAUGUUUCUGAAUUUGAUUUUUUUUCUUGUAGCAUAGAAAAAUUAAAAAGAACAAAAGAAAUAGCCUGUUGUAAUCAGCUUGUUGUGCUGGAAAGUUUUUGUUUGAUACAUCUAUAUAAAUCAGCAACUUUCAUGUUUGUGGGAAGAAGACACUAGUAAAAGCAGUAAGGAUGGAGCAAAUACAAGUCUAGUGGUAGUUUGAUCACAGAAAUUUGACAAAAGGUCAUACUGCUCAACAUUUUCAGUUUAAUUAAAAUAUUUGUAAUUAUAUAAAUUCGAUUUGAAUGUUAAAAUGUAGAUAAUAAAUGCAGAUUAAUAAAAAUACAUAUCAUUCCCUCAUGGGUACUGAACAGAAUCUUUCACAUAAUAAAACACUUUUCUUCUUUCUUAGCUUACAGAAUUCUAAAAACAUGUAGACUUGUUGAUGAUGUCGGUAAGAUACUGUAUCUUUAGCUUUAGCUUUCAAUUUUUUGUUCAUAGUGUGCAUGUUUAACGUAUUAUCAAAUAAUGGAAUUCCACUACAAACAUCCCAUGUAAGAGAUUUUUCUGUUUGUUUAAUGUAGGCAGCGUAGGCAGCAUAUUUAUUUAAAGGCAGCAUUUCCUCUCUAAGAUGGGUGCAAUCAUUAACUGUGAUGGAUUUCUGUCUGCACUUCAGCACCUCAGGCACUGGAUAAGAAACAUUGUGGGCUAACAGUGUAAUGAAUCUUCUGUGGAGUCUGUUCAGCACUAAAAUGUGUUUCUUUUUAUUAAUAAGUAUAAAUGUUAAAUCAGGUUUGUGGCAGCUGCGCUGAGAGGUUGAUCAUAUUUUCCACACUCAGGUAGAAGGUUAAGAGCCAUGAGCAGGGAAACAGCUUAAUGGGCUGUGUUACCAGCAGAAUCAAAUGUGUGUUUACAUCAUCUUCCCCUUAGUCCCUCUUGGAAAUGUGGCAUAACUAAUUUAUAGCAGUGCCAUUUUCUAUGCUACUGUCAAGAAAAUAUAUACUGAUGCCUGUUUUUAGUAUAAGUAUUCUUUACGUGGGUUUUUUGACUGUUAUUUUUGUCUGAGUUUGCAGCAGUUAGGAUUUAAUCUAAAUAUAUUAAAGUUAUAUCAAAAGAGGAACAUAUGGGGAACUUUACCUCUUGCCAUGAAUCUGAAAACAAAAAGCUCUUGAGCCUUCUGUAGCUAAUAACGCAUUUAUUACGAUCACUGAUAAUCUUUUCAUCUCAUAUUUCAGACACAGCUAAUCUCAGAAAACAACCCUUUGUUUUUUAUCAGUGGCACCUGCAUUAAUAAUAGGCCAUAUUAAUCAGUAAUAAUGAAAAUUUUUGGAAUUGCAUAACCACAGACUUUUCGGUAAUCUGGUCAUGUAAUGCUGUUCAGCAGGAGAAGAAACUGCUGGAUCUUAGAUGUUGUUCACUGUGACUUGUUAAAAGUUUAAAAAUUAAAUAUUUUUCUAAUAAAUUGUUUUUUUCACUGCAAAA